AUGCGCCGCCGCCGCCCCUGCUGCGGCUGCCCGGGCCGCUCCAGAGUGAAGGCCGGUGCGGGCGGGCCCGGGCGAGGAGCGGAGGGCGGGGGCCGGGCGGAAGGCGCGGCGGCUCUGAUCGGAGGGUGCGGGGCCGCGGCGGGCGGCUCCGAGGUCGUUCGGCUGCAAUCGGGGCCCCGCGGAGCUCGGCGGCGGUGGCGGCGGCGGCGGCGGCAGCGGCGCGGACACGGUGGCAGGAGCUCCGGCUCUUCCGGCUGCCGUGUCCGCCGCGGCCUGCAGGGGGCGCCGAUGCGACCCGGGGAAGCCCAGGUCUCCGCUGCUGGCUGCACUGGACGCGGGGCGGGGCGCGCAAAGGCCACGGCGGGGAGGGCGGGGCCGAAGGGGAGGGCGGAGCCGGCGGGGAGGGCGGAUCCGACGGGGAGGGCGGGGCAGGCGGGGUCUGCUGGGCGCUCAGAGGCCGCGGCCAGCGGGGAGGGCGGAGCCGACGGGGGGGCGGGGCAGGCGGGGUCUGCAGGGCGCUCAGAGGCUACGGCCAGCGGGGAGGGCGGGGCCGUGCUGGCACGGGUCUCUCGGUGA
This is a messenger RNA of Mastomys coucha (southern multimammate mouse), 576 nucleotides long. RefSeq names its product spidroin-1-like. The transcript has a single exon. The record is from RefSeq and is a predicted model, not a curated record. The coding region runs from base 1 to 576 and encodes 191 amino acids. Lineage: Eukaryota; Metazoa; Chordata; Mammalia; Rodentia; Muridae.